GGUUGAAAAAAAAAAUAAAGGCGUUUCUCGUAAUAGUGCUAUCAUUUGGAGUUUACCAAUUGUAUCUCACAUGGCGGCUAACGCUUCCUAUGCGGAUAAAGAACACACAUAGAGACGCACCUGAUGAUCGAACUAACAAUGAAGGCGAACACCAUGAAAAUAACACGGCACCAGAAGACUACAAACUGAUUGCUGCUUAUGUACAAGAUAAAUUGUAUGAGAUACAGAAUCCACAGUCAUGUGAGUCAGCAAAAAAGGUUGUUUGUGAUCUGCCACGAACUGGAUUCGGGAGUCAGGUACAUCUCUUGACAGUCUGUUUUACAGUGGGAUUUAUGACUCACAGGACAGUCAUCUGUCGGAAGGGACAAUCUGUGUACGAACAAAAUGGAUGGGGAGACCUUUUUCUUCCGCUUAGCAAGAAUUGCUCACAAUUAUCGAACCAAACAGUUCUUAAAGUCACAACUCUUUCCAAGACUGAGAAUAUUCCAGUGAUACAGGUUGCUUUCGGACCAACAUAUAUUAAGCUUGAACGAUCAAUUCCUGAAAACAUAAGAAAACGGGUAUUACGUUUCCACCCAGACCCACAGCUUUGGUGGGCCGGUCAAAUGAUUUCUUAUAUCUUAAGACCUACUAUACGCCUCAAUAACCUCAUCACUGAAUCACGAGUGUCACUUGGCUUCAAGAAAGUGAUUGUUGGGCUACACAUUCGGAGAACAGACAAAUUAAAGGAAGCUUACUACUAUAACGUUACAGAAUAUAUGAAAGCUGCAGAUAAUUGGUUUAAUAUAUAUGAACAAAGUACUGGGAGAGCUGUUAAAACGCGCAAAAUAUUCCUUGUUACUGACGAGCCUAGUGUUGUAUCAGAGGCAAAUCAAUUGUUUUCUAACUACACAGUUAUAAAUAAUAUGAAUGCAACUGUAGCGGCAAGUAAAUAUACAUUGCGAUUAAAAUAUUCGUCUCUAAAAGACACCAUCAAUGACAUAUUUCUAUUGUCAAUGUGCGACUACAUCGUCUGUACCAUGUCAUCUAACAUAUGUAGACUUGCUUUUGAACUCAUGCAAACACGACAUAAGGAUGGCUCAAAAUAUGCAAAGUCUUUAGACUGUGAAUACUUUAUACAUAAACUUUACAAAAGGCAAUGUGAUUUAAAACCUGAACGUGAUAGACAAUUUAAUAACACUUACACCAAUUUGAAGUUAUGGUCAUGAAUAGGAUUCAUUCGAGGGAUCUUAAUUUUCACUGUAAAAAUCAAAAUCAAAAUGUAUAAUAUAUUUUAAGAUCAAUUUAAUUUCGUCCUUUUGUCAUGUGUCAUAAUAUUGUAUACAGUAAAUAAAACGUCGAAAUUAACAACAUUAUACAUUCAUGCAACAACAUUUUUUUUUUGUCAAACAGUCAGGGUAUCGAUAUUAUUGAGCUGAUAUGUACAAUUUUUAUAGAAAUAUCUGACUUGUAAUCUAUCAUGACUGAUUGUUUCAAAUCAUGUUUGGGUGCGUGAAAUAAAAAAAAAUGUCGUCCGAGAAGGCCGCCAGAAAAUUAGAAAAUCGCUAUUUACUUUAUAUUAAUGUCGGCUAUUAUAUCAAUUGUGUUUAGUAUAUAAUACAUAUACUAUUUAGUAUAUUAUACUAACCUUAUAUAUAUUAUAAGUAUAUAUGUUAAGUAUAUAUAUAUCAUAAGCUUAAGGCAGACAUAAAGUAAAUUUAAAUCAGCAUUUCGGCAGACGAUGAACUUAGGCAGACAUUUUUAGUUUUGGACUUCAACCACUCUCUAAAUGUAAUUUAUUAACAGAAGUUUUGUUUUUUCACAGAUGAUUUCGGUACAUUUGUUUGAUAAAAAAUGUUUUUUGAUUUAAAAUAUUUUUUAUAAAAUACAUUUUGUGUUUGUUAAAAUCAUCUCCAUAUAUAUUGUCAACACUACCAAAAACCAACCUUAGGCAGAAAUUUUGUAAUUCUUAGAUUUACGAAAAAUAUGAAGUAUGUUUUGUAUUUGAAACUAUUUUAUUGUCUUUAUGUCAUCAGAGAUUUGUAUUAUG
Ruditapes philippinarum (Manila clam) is the source of this 2029-nucleotide messenger RNA. RefSeq names its product alpha-(1,6)-fucosyltransferase-like. NCBI's taxonomy places the organism in Eukaryota, Metazoa, Mollusca, Bivalvia, Venerida, Veneridae. Gene Ontology annotation, biological process: protein N-linked glycosylation. The record is from RefSeq and is a predicted model, not a curated record. The transcript is spliced from 8 exons. Gene Ontology annotation, molecular function: alpha-(1->6)-fucosyltransferase activity. The coding region runs from base 90 to 1208 and encodes 372 amino acids.